Fonsecaea erecta is the source of this 192-nucleotide messenger RNA. RefSeq lists its product as hypothetical. The record is from RefSeq and is a predicted model, not a curated record. Lineage: Eukaryota; Fungi; Ascomycota; Eurotiomycetes; Chaetothyriales; Herpotrichiellaceae. Gene Ontology annotation, molecular function: catalytic activity. Bases 1 to 192 code for a protein of 63 amino acids. The transcript is spliced from 2 exons.
AUGGCGCAUUUACCGUUCUCGUUCUACGGGCCGACUUAUGACCCAGACUUUAUGCCGGGUUCCUUCAAUCUACCUGCGGAUAUUGAAGUUGGUGACUACGUCGAGAUAGUUGAUGUAGGGGCUUACGGUUCGACUUUACGAUCAUCUUUCAACGGUUUCGAUACGUUUGAGACUAUCAUUUUGACUGAAUAG